Messenger RNA from Patella vulgata (common limpet), 1155 nucleotides. RefSeq names its product histone H3.3A. The transcript has 3 exons. Gene Ontology annotation, molecular function: protein heterodimerization activity; DNA binding; structural constituent of chromatin. Bases 154 to 564 code for a protein of 136 amino acids. NCBI's taxonomy places the organism in Eukaryota, Metazoa, Mollusca, Gastropoda, Patellidae. Gene Ontology annotation, cellular component: nucleosome. The record is from RefSeq and is a predicted model, not a curated record.
UGCCUUGAUCUUUGUGGCUCUUACAACCAAUGACUACCUCAGACAGUCAAAAUUCAUGUCAUUACCAGAGUUCGUUGCGAAUUGUGCGGCAAAUUGCAAAUAGUUCUACCUCAGACUGACAGAAACUAUAGAAGAUCGACUUAGAGUAAAACAAUGGCCCGUACAAAACAGACCGCCCGUAAAUCCACUGGAGGUAAGGCUCCAAGAAAACAGCUGGCUACCAAAGCUGCCAGAAAAAGUGCCCCAUCAACCGGUGGUGUAAAGAAACCUCACAGAUACAGACCAGGUACUGUUGCUCUGAGAGAAAUCCGAAGAUACCAAAAAUCAACUGAGUUACUGAUCAGAAAAUUACCCUUCCAACGUUUAGUUAGAGAAAUUGCUCAGGAUUUUAAGACAGACUUGCGUUUUCAGAGUGCAGCUAUUGGUGCUUUACAGGAAGCCAGUGAAGCUUACCUAGUUGGACUUUUUGAAGAUACCAACUUGUGUGCUAUCCACGCCAAGAGAGUUACUAUUAUGCCCAAGGAUAUUCAGUUGGCCAGACGUAUUCGAGGAGAACGUGCAUAAAAAUGACUAUUUCAUAUUUCAUUUAACAUCAAAAAACAUCGUUUUUGAAUGUGAUUUUACAAAUUUCAUAAUAGAUGGUGUGAACAUUUUUUUUAUUUCAUCACAGAACAUGUAGAGUUUGUGAUAUGUCCGUGAACUGAACAAGCCUAAGUUAUUUCCUUCAAUUCUUAUCUCUCAAUUCAAGCUCUUUUAACAGAUUAGAACAUGUCAUAUUUUUAUUUGUACCAUCUAUCAGUAAUAAAUAUUUAGGUAUUAUGUUAUUGUCCUUGUGUAAUCAUUUUAGCUCAUCUGUAAAUAUAUCAUCUCAUUUGUCAAAUACAUAUAAUAUUCAAAUUAGCAUUUGUAUUGUUGUUGACUUGAUCUCCUAUGCCUGUAGUUGUGAACAUUUGAAACAACAUAAAAUUCUGUUUUCUCCCAUCAUCAACUUUAGCACAUUUACUAUUGGCAGCCAUCAUCCAUACAUUUAUUUUGGUAGAUAAUCCUUGAAGAAUUUUUUUAAUAAAUUUGUAUGUGGAGUUUAUACUUUUUGGAAAGAUCACAUAUCAGUGAAUAUUGAUUUGGCUUAGAAUUAAUAAAAUGAAUGCUAACCCA